This is a messenger RNA of Pseudogymnoascus destructans, 1017 nucleotides long. RefSeq lists its product as uncharacterized. The coding region runs from base 1 to 1017 and encodes 338 amino acids. The transcript has 3 exons. The record is from RefSeq and is a predicted model, not a curated record. Gene Ontology annotation, cellular component: nucleus; chromosome, centromeric region. NCBI's taxonomy places the organism in Eukaryota, Fungi, Ascomycota, Leotiomycetes, Thelebolales, Thelebolaceae. Gene Ontology annotation, biological process: protein localization to kinetochore; mitotic sister chromatid segregation; kinetochore assembly.
AUGUCUACCAAUUCUAAAAUGGCGCUCCUGACGGAGCAUUUGCGCCACACGCCAGUGAGUCUACUCGACGAUAUUAUAGAUAGCAUCAAUAAAUUAGCAUGGAAGGCCGUAGAUGCCGUCGAGCAAGGUCUCUCCGCCGCACCCCCAGAAGCCCUAGGCCUCAACAUCGAUCCGUCAGAUCCAAAGUCGGUAGAGCUAGAGGCGCAAGUGAAACUUGAUAUUGAGGCCGGCGCACACAAAUUGGAGACCUUACUUGGCACCACUAUCGACAAGAACUUCGAUAAGAUGGAAGUGUUUGCUUUACGGUCAAUUGUUGCCAUUCCAGACGAUUUAGAAGACUGGAUAAGGCUGCCGCAUUACGAGGGCUUGAACUUUAAACUCCCAGCUGACGCGCCGACUAUCGAGACAAUCCGCCUUCAACGAGCCAAAGUACAAGAAGCCCAAAGACUCAAUCGGCUGCUAACUGCAGAGUCUUCAAAGAACACAGCCACCAUCAACUGCUUGCGAUCACUGCGUGGGCUUCCUCCAAAGUCUGCCCCUGAAAUCUCGAAGGCGGCAGGAUCAUCUGAGCCAAGCACAAAUGAUACAACAUAUCCGGUGUUUGCGCAUUUAGAAAACAAAGCCGACCUCACAGAUGGCACAGGAGAUACGCCGCUCAGCACCAAUGCUGCCUUCGUCCUUUCUCAGCUACCGGCGCUCAAAUCCCUGUUGGCGGAGCUGAAGCCACAAGAAAGGCUCCUAGAGGAAAGAAAGAAGGCGGACCCGAAUAUUGCGGAAGGGCAAGGGGAAAAGAGCUGGCGGAAGCAGCGUGUAGAGUAUAUUGAGACGCAGACGAGGAGACACUUGGAAAAGGUUGUUGGAUUGGAACUAGGGAAGAAUGGCGAGGUGGGAGAUGGAGAAUGGCAAGCCGAAGGGAGGAAACUUGCAAAAGGGGAGGUGCACGACUUAGAGAAGAUGGUGGAGAUGAUAGGAGGGGGAAGCUCGGAAGGGAAAGACAAGAAAAUGACAGACGUUUAA